GAAGAUGGAGGAAGGGGCUUGCAAGCCUGACAUAGUUAUUUAUAACACGAUUAUCGACAGUCUUUGCAAAGAUACUCUAGUUGCCGAUGGACUGAACCUCUUCUCAGAAAUGAAGAGUAAGGGUAUUGCCCCAGAUGUCAUGACCUAUAACUCUUUGAUUCAUGGAGUUUGCAAAUUACAGGAUUGGAAAGAAGUCACAAGAUUGUUGAAUGAAAUGGUGAGUAAACAUAUAUUUUCAGAUGUGUACACCUUUAAUGUCUUGGUUGACACAUUUUGUAAGGAGGGGAUGGUCCAGGAAGCAAGGAGCAUAGUCGAAAUGAAGACGCAAAGAGAUAUCAAACCUGAUACUAUUAUGUACAACACGCUUAUAGAUGGUUGCUGUUUGCGAGGAGAAAUGGACGAGGCGAAAAAGGUUUUUGACGUAAUGCUUAGGAAAGGGUGCAUGGUCGAUGCUCGUAGUUAUAACAUAUUGAUAAAUGGCUAUUGUAAGCUUAAGAGGAUAGAUGAUGCCCGGAUGCUUUUUCUGGAAAUGUGUCAUAGGGGAAUUGUUCCAAAUUUGGUUACUUAUAACACUCUUAUUGAUGGGUUUUGCAAGAUGGGAAGAAUACAAGAUGCACAUAACUUGUUCUCUCAAAUGCAAGCUUUCGGCCAACGUCCAGAUAUUCAUACUUAUUCUAUUUUACUGGAUGGCCUUUGUAAAAAACAACAAUUUCCCAAGGCAGUUGAAUUGUUGGAAGAGAUGGAGGGAAGGAAGUUGGAUUUUAAUAUUGUAACUUCCAGUAUUCUUAUUGAAGGUUUGUGCAUAGCUAAAAAAGUUGAAUUUGCGUGGGAUCUCCUUUGUAGUUUAUCAAUAAGAGGAAUUCAACCUGAUGUCAGGACAUAUACCAUAAUGAUCAAUGGAUUUUGUAAUGGGGGGCUAACAUUUGAAGCAGAAAACUUGCUUAGAAAAAUGGAAGAGAAAGGUUGUUCUCCAGAUGGUUGCACGUACAACACAAUUAUCUGUGGGUUAAUCAAUAACAACGAGACGUCAAGGGCAGUGAGGCUUAUUGAAGAAAUGGUGGAGAGGGGUUUUUCUGCAGAUGCAUCAACUACAGAGUUGGUCAUUAAUUUAUUGUCUAAAGAUAAAGUAGAUCCCGCUUUGUUAGCAUUUAUAGAAAGACCUUGUUGA
This is a messenger RNA of Pyrus x bretschneideri (Chinese white pear), 1168 nucleotides long. Its product is annotated as putative pentatricopeptide repeat-containing protein At1g12700, mitochondrial. Lineage: Eukaryota; Viridiplantae; Streptophyta; Magnoliopsida; Rosales; Rosaceae. The record is from RefSeq and is a predicted model, not a curated record. Gene Ontology annotation, molecular function: protein binding. The transcript has a single exon. The coding region runs from base 5 to 1168 and encodes 387 amino acids.